Taeniopygia guttata (zebra finch) is the source of this 3230-nucleotide messenger RNA. NCBI's taxonomy places the organism in Eukaryota, Metazoa, Chordata, Aves, Passeriformes, Estrildidae. The record is from RefSeq and is a predicted model, not a curated record.
CCGCACACCCACCUCCCGCCGGGUCAGGUGCGGGCGGGCGGCCGGGGCUCCCCGCGCCGCGCUGGGGGCGGCCGCGCUGCGAGGCGUGCGGGAGGUGCGGGCGAGCCGCGCUCGCUGCUCCGCGGGGCACCGGGCGGGAGAACCGGGACUCGGCUCCCCGGGCCGGCAGCGCUGAGUCGGGCGCGAUUCGCUGCUCACGGAGAAGCUCCGGGUCGGUACUCGCCCGUCCCGCCCGACGCGGGGUCUCCGGCGCGUCGGAGCUCUGCGCGACCCUCUCGAGCCUGCGGAGACCUCGGUGCCAGACUGCGGCGUGCGGGGUCGCCUCUCCCCGCCGCGUCCUGCCCCUGCCCCGAGCCUGUCACUCGGCCCCCGGCAGCGACAGCCAGCACAUGGCUGUGUGCGGCGAGCUCGCAGGGCCAUUGCAUUGCGCUGCCUCUGGCUUCGUUCGCAGUUCCCUGAGUUCUGCCUGGAGAGCCAGAGCCGCUUCUUGAUCGCUUUUAAAAAGAAAAUAAAAAAUCAAAACGAAAAAGCAAAAACCCAACCAAAUCUUUCGCACCAGAGGUUGUGGUUGCACUUUGCCAGACGGGAUUUGCGGCAAGGACCAUGCGGUGAAGCCGAGCGCCGGAGCGGGACCGCAGCCCUGCACUCUGCGAUCGCAAAGGGAAAUAACAAACAACCGGAGCAGGAGCCGCGCACCCGCCGCCUCUUCACAGAGACCUGCAUCGCAACAGCCCCGCUGCCUGCCGCAGCCUGCAGCCGCCUGAGGCUCGAUCCAGAUACUCCGCUUUGCAGGAAGGGCUGGAUUUGCUCCCCGUCGCCUCCGGACCCAGAGAGCCGUGGCCGAAGGAGAGCGCCGCUUCCACGGGCGGCGGGGGCCGCUGCAUGCUGACCCCCGGGAGGGGGGAGCUGAGGAUUUCAGAUGCAUGCCAGGUUCCCGCUGAAUGCCAGCAGCAGAGAUCACUACAGAUGGAGCCCCAAAGUCAGCAUGGCAGCGGCGGCUCCCUGGUGGUGAUUCAGCAGCCCUCCCUGGACAGCCGGCAGCGCUUGGACUAUGACAGGGACAGCCAGCCCACGACCAUCUUGUCACUGGACCAGAUCAAGGCCAUCAGGGGCAGCAACGAAUACACCGAGGGGCCGUCGGUGGUGAAAAAGUCGGGUCCGCGGACGGCGCCGAGGCAGGAGAAGCAUGAGAGGACUCACGAGAUUAUACCGAUUAAUGUGAAUAAUAACUACGAGCACAGGCCCGGCCACGCGGGGCACGUGGCGCACCAGCAUAACGCCAGGGCUCCCGUCCUGAGCCGAUCCACCAGCACGGGCAGCGCGGCCAGCUCCGGCAGCAACAGCAGCGCCUCCUCGGAGCAAGGGCUGCUGGGGCGCUCGCCGCCCUCCCGGCCGGGCUCCGGCCACAGAUCCGACCGGACGAUCCGGGCGCAGCCCAAGCAGUCGGCGCUGAUCGCGGACGAUCUGAAGGGGCCUUUGAAAGAGGACUUGACGCAGCACAAGUUCAUCUGCGAACAGUGCGGGAAGUGCAAGUGCGGGGAGUGCACGGCGCCGCGGGCCCUGCCCUCCUGCCUGGCCUGCAACCGGCAGUGCCUCUGCUCGGCCGAGAGCAUGGUGGAGUACGGCACCUGCAUGUGCCUGGUCAAAGGGAUCUUCUACCACUGUUCCAACGACGAUGAAGGGGACUCGUACGCGGAUAAUCCCUGCUCCUGCUCCCAGUCACACUGCUGUUCUAGGUACCUGUGCAUGGGAGCCAUGUCCUUGUUCCUGCCUUGCUUGCUCUGCUACCCUCCGGCCAAAGGAUGCCUAAAACUCUGCCGGGGGUGCUACGACCGCGUCAAUCGUCCGGGGUGCCGGUGCAAGAACUCCAACACGGUCUAUUGUAAACUGGAGAGCUGCCCCUCCCGGGGUCAGGGCAAGCCCUCAUGAUUUUGGGAGGGAGGUUUACUUCCUCCAACUUCAGUUUUUCAGGUUGUAGCUGAUUUUUUUUUCCCCCUCCCCCCAUCUUUUAUUCUUCCUCCUCUCCUCUCCCAUUUUGGGAGGACUGUUGCUUUCCUUUCCUUUCUGUCUGCCCAGCAUCAGACACAUGCAUUCAUCCCCUUGCAUCUUUGCUCUUCUCCUACUGACUUGGCUGAGUGUGGAGCGUUUCACGCAGUCGCUGCUGUUCUUUGGUAAGUGUGGACCUGGGUUCUGCACCUGCCGCUCCUUCAGGCAGGGUCUUUGAGUUUGUAACUGAACCACUCCUGAAAGAGACAGUGAGGGCUCACUGGGCUCUUGAAGCUUCUUGCUCUGUGAAUAUCUUCCCAAAGAUUUUUUUGUUUGGUUGGUUUUUUUUUUUGGCUUUUUUUUUUUUUUUUGUUCUCAGCAAGUUAUGGUUUUUUUCUCCUUAACCUCCUGAGUGCCAAGGGAGAAUAACUUUCCUGGAUUGUGAAAUAACUUUUUGUGUGUGUUCUUUCUGGAGAGGGAUGUAAAAUAAAGGCUUCACCAAAUGAAAGGCCUGACUCUUCUAUAAGCAGCCUGCUUCUUUUUGCAUCUUUUUUUUUUCCCUCUCUUUUUCUCUUAACUUUUGGAACAUUCUCAGACCCGAGAAUUGCCCUGCCUCCUGUUUUUUUGUUUUUGUUUUUUACAUUUUCAGUGUAACUUCAGUUUUUGCUACCCUAUGUAGAUCUUCACAUUGGAGACAUUGUGGCUGCAACAUACUCAUUUGUCAUUUGUUUCUUUUGCUGUUCAGUCUUUGAAGGAUAUUGCUUACUCCACCCUCCUAAUCCAGUUUUUAUAGUCUGUCAGUAUCAGUUGAUAUUAAAGUUGGUGGUGUUCAUAUAUCCAAACAGCCUUCAGGUGUCAUUGAGUCACCUAAAUUUUCUUGAAUUCUUCAAGUCUCUUGUGAUUCUUUGGCUUGGUGAGUUUAGCUCUGCUCUGUACUUUAUAAUUUUAUUCUGUCCCUGUUUUAUUGCCUUAGCCACAGAUUGUGGUCCUUUUUUGUAUAUUUUAUGUAUAAAACACAAAGUUGAAUCCCAACUAUUUUUAAGACAAAAGUCUGUUAAAACUUUUUUAUUGUAAAGAAUAUUUAUUAUGUGAAUCUCUAUUAUUUUAUGAUAUUUAUUUCAAAAGACUUCAAAAAUGUACUCAUGUCUGAAUAUAACAAAAUAUCAAUACUUAACGAAAUAAGGAUGACACGAAGAAAGUACAUAUGUUAACUAUAAUGCAGAAAAUAUAUUAAUUAAUGAAAA